UGCUGGGAGCCUGGUGACGCCGUAAGGUGCUUUGAUAGGCAGUACGAACACAAGGGCAGAUGCUGCAACCGGUGUCAGCCAGGGGAAAAGCUGGUCUCUGAAUGCAACAGCACAGAAAACUCUGUCUGCACCCGCUGUGAGAGCGGACACUAUCAGCAGAGCUGGACCAAGGAGAGGCACUGUGCCCCCCAUGAUAUCUGUGAGGACAACGCUGGCCUCAUUGUGAAGACGCAAGGAAACGCAACACACAACACAGUGUGCCAGUGCCAGGCUGGCAUGCACUGCUCUGACAUCAGCUGCCAGACCUGCGUGGAGAACCAGCCCUGCCAGCGCGGCUUUGGCUUUGUGGCAGCCAAGGCCGUGGCCCGGAUGUCAUCCCCCUGUGAGCCCUGUGCAGAAGGCACCUUCUCCAAUGUCUCUUCUAAAACCGAGCCGUGCCAUCCCUGGACAAGCUGUGAGGAAAAGGGGCUGGUGGUGAAGGCAAAAGGGACAAACACCUCGGAUGUCAUCUGCGAGUCAGGUGGGCGCUCCUCGCUGUCGGUGCUGAUCCCCAUCACAAUCGCAGUCGUCACGUUCCUUGUGGGCAUCUGUAUCUACUGCCUGGUCCACACAGAUCCCAGGCGACGGAUGCAGAAGCAGGAGACCCUGCUUGGGG
Messenger RNA from Cariama cristata (Red-legged seriema), 655 nucleotides. Its product is annotated as tumor necrosis factor receptor superfamily member 5-like. Gene Ontology annotation, biological process: apoptotic process; cellular response to interleukin-1; cellular response to tumor necrosis factor. NCBI's taxonomy places the organism in Eukaryota, Metazoa, Chordata, Aves, Cariamiformes, Cariamidae. The record is from RefSeq and is a predicted model, not a curated record. Gene Ontology annotation, molecular function: protein binding; transmembrane signaling receptor activity; antigen binding. The annotation marks the transcript as partial. The transcript is spliced from 8 exons. Gene Ontology annotation, cellular component: CD40 receptor complex; membrane; external side of plasma membrane.